Molecule: messenger RNA, 1290 nt
Organism: Pungitius pungitius (ninespine stickleback)
Lineage: Eukaryota; Metazoa; Chordata; Actinopteri; Perciformes; Gasterosteidae
Product: R-spondin-3-like
Exons: 5
Coding region: 72-644 (190 amino acids)
Source: RefSeq, a predicted model, not a curated record
GGUUUUUGGGAUGUGAUGCAAGGUUUCUUCGCUGACUGGAUCCAUGGCGUACUGAAGGCGAGGGGGAGAAAAUGCGGAUGCCACCGUUCCUUUGGAUUCUGCACUUCAUGCAUCUCACGGGAGGUCAAGAUGGCGCGAGACGAAGUGCCUCGGUGGGCAGACACUGUCCGGCAGGCUGCGCGACCUGCUCGGCCUCCAACGGCUGCCUGUCCUGCAAACCUCGCCUCUUCUUCCACCUGGAGCUGGACGGCAUGCGGCAGAGGGGCGCCUGCGUGUCCUCGUGUCCCCGCGGUCACUACGGCGCGCGCUCGCCGCACAUCAGCACCUGCGCAAGGUGCAAGGACGACUGCUCUUCCUGUUUCAGUGAAAGCUUCUGCACCCACUGCCACCCGGGUCACUUCCUGCACCGGGGCAAAUGCGAGAACCGCUGUCCAGACGGGCUGACGGCCAACGCAGUGCUGAGAGAAUGCACGGAGUGCUCUGCGGGCUGUGAGGUGUGCGUGAGGGGCGUGUGCGUGAAGUGUCGAGCAGACGCCGACCUGCUCGACGGUCAGUGCCACCUCGCCUGCCCGGCGGGAUUUGAGCCGGACUUGCAGCUCAUGCACUGCGUCCCCCAAGUGCUGGGCGGGUCGCCAGAGAAGUAGGAUGUCUUGCGUACUGCAACCUGAUGCAGUUGUGUUUCUGGCUCACUCAAAACUAUGGUGGUAGUAUGGGUAUUGGAACGCACAGUGUCUUUUUUUUCUCUUGUUACCUGCGAGUACUUUCUUAUCAUCAUCCUCAUCAUCAUCAUCAUCAUCAUCCUCAUGAUCUCUCUCCUCAUAGUGCACUUUGGGGUUGGAGGAUGGACAGUUUGGGGUCCGUGUGCUUGCAAAAGGAGCACGCAGACCCACAGGAGGGGGGCUGCGGUGACCCCGGCCCACAAUUGUCAGAGGUCAGGAGGUGUGCUAUCAGAAAGAAAACAGAGUAGGUUUUAAUAAGUUAGAGAGCAUAUGAUAGACCAUUUGUUUACAUUGCAGAGAUAUUCAACUUGUUAUGUUUUAAACUGUUUUAAAUUAAAAACUAAUGUCAAUUGUAAAGAGGUAUCAGUCUAAAAGAGUUGUCUAUGCAAUCAAGAGGAAGUUAUUAAAAGUAAUGGAUGGAUCCAAUGUAUUUAUAUGCAGUAAUUGUGUACCCAUUAAUUCAACACCUAUUUGACUGCCUGUAUGAUAAACCAAAUACAAUUGUUAACACAAUGUACAUUUUUACAAAUGUAUACAUAUUUUUGUAAAAAGAAUAAAUCUAAAUAUCAUA